This is a messenger RNA of Centropristis striata (black sea bass), 3852 nucleotides long. It is a transcript of the gene tmem87a, whose product is annotated as Transmembrane protein 87A-like. The coding region runs from base 56 to 2098 and encodes 680 amino acids. NCBI's taxonomy places the organism in Eukaryota, Metazoa, Chordata, Actinopteri, Perciformes, Serranidae. Gene Ontology annotation, cellular component: Golgi apparatus; membrane. The record is from RefSeq and is a predicted model, not a curated record. The transcript has 21 exons. Gene Ontology annotation, biological process: retrograde transport, endosome to Golgi.
GAGUUGUCGCGGUGGCUUCGUUGGUGCUGCUGGUUUUUAAUUCUUCCUGGCUCAAAUGUCGAGCUCCUCGGGUCCGGGUCGGGCCGGACCGGGACUCUGGUCCUGGGUGCUGCUGCUGCUGGUGUCCAGCGGGCUGAUCGGGCCGCUCGGUGCCGUGUCCGAACCCGGGAAAUGGAUCCUGGACAUCGACAGCGAUGUUGUGAAGAAGCAGAACUUGUUUGUGUUCGCUAAGACUCUGUUCAACAACUCGCUGAUCCACCUGAAAGUGGUGGCAGAGACCUGUAACUCGUCGUCUCCGGUGCAGCUCAACGUCUCCUGGUACCUGCGGAACUCUCACUGCUAUGAUGAAGUCUUCAACCUGGAAACGAAGAGCCGAGAAAAUUACUUCAAGUCUACAAAUGUCAAUAAAGAAGGAGGAAGUGGAUUUUAUGUUUUCCAUCAAUAUUCUGAAAUCAGCUGCAAACCACACAUGAGCCCCAACACGUUCGGCCUCGAAACAUUCGAGAUGAAAACCCGACUGACAGAAACGCAGCAGCAACAGCCAACCACAGAGCACGAUCUCGGCAGGAGGAGGAGAGAGGCAGAGCCUCAGCAGCAGCCCGACAAGACGGAAGGAGCUGCAGAAAAGAAGGAAGGAACUGCAGAAAAGAAGGAAGGAGCUGCAGAAAAGAAAGAUGGAGCUGCAGAAAAGAAGGAAGGAACUGCAGAAAAGAAGGAAGGAGCUGCAGAAAAGAAAGAUGGAGCUGCAGAAAAGAAGGAAGGAGCUGCAGAAAAGAAGGAAGGAGCUGCAGAAAAGAAAGAUGAAGGAAAGAAAGAUGCAGAAAAGGAAGAUGAAGGAAAGAAAGAUGCAGUCAAGAAAGGAGAAGCUGCAGAAAAGAAGGGAGGAGCUACAGCUGCGACAGGAAAAGCUGCGGUUGCUGUUAAACAGUCUCACUUUGACGCCGUGGCUCAGACCUGGGAGGACGGACCCUACAUGUUCAUCCUCAACAUCAAGGAGAUCAGAGACAAGAGCUCAGCCCCCGAGCCUGCACCCUGGAGCAUGCAGCUGCAGAUCAGCAUGAUGGGUCCUCACGACUACAUAUCAGCUGCUGAGUGGCCCAUGAUGGUGUUCUACAUGGUGAUGUGUAUCGUGUACGUGCUGAUGGCGGCGCUGUGGUUGGUCCUGCUGGCGUGCUACUGGAGGGAUCUGCUCAGGAUCCAGUUCUGGAUCGGGGGAGUCAUCUUCCUGGGCAUGUUAGAGAAAGCCGUGUACUACGCAGAGUUCCAGAGCAUCAGAUACGACGGGCUGUCAGUCCAUGGGGCCGUGGUGUUUGCUGAGGUGCUCUCUGCAGUGAAGAGGACUCUGGCCAGAGUGCUGGUGAUCAUCGCCAGUCUGGGAUACGGUAUCGUCAAGCCCAGACUGGGAGCGCUGCUCCACAGAGUGGUUGGGGUCGGUCUGCUCUACCUGAUCUUCUCCAUCAUCGAGGGGAUCCUCCGAGUCAACACUGAUCGAGGCGACAACAACAGCAGUAGACUUUUGUGUGACAUAGUGCUGGCCUUCACUGACUCCUGUGUUGUUUGGUGGAUCUUUGUGAGUCUGGCUCAGACGAUGAAGCUGCUGAGGCUGAGGAGGAACGUGGUGAAACUCUCUCUCUACAGACACUUCACCAACACGCUCAUCUUUGCUGUCAUUGCGUCGAUCAUCUUCAUCAUCUGGACCGCCAGGACCUUCAGGAUGUCCAAAUGUUUGUCUGACUGGAGGGAGCUGUGGAUCGAUGACGCGUUCUGGCGCUUCUUGUUCUCCAUCAUCCUAUUGGUCAUCAUGUUCCUAUGGCGACCAUCAGCCAAUAAUCAGAGGUACGCCUUCAGUCCUCUGCUGGACGAAGAGAGUGAGGAAGAGGAGAAGGAGCCUAUGAUUAACGAGGCUUUCGAGGGGAUGAAAAUGAGAGGAAUGAAGAAUGAGACCAACGGUUCGGCCAAAGCCAACAAAUUGGAUGAGGAUCUGAGGUGGGUGGAGGAGAACAUCCCGUCAUCUAUGGCCGACGUUGCUCUGCCUCCGCUGCUGGACUCUGACGAGGAAACCAUGACGACGAAGUUUGAGAUGUCCAAGAUGGAGUGAAGCAGCAGAGCAGGGACGAUCAGACGAAUGAUGCAGAUUAGUGUCAGUGUACAAGGUGGAUUAAAGAGAAGGACAGCUGAUUAAAUGCACAUGAGGAGGAGAUGGUGAUGGAUGAGAGGGAACAUGUCUGAUGUGAUUUAACCCCUGACUUUAUCAGCUUUGUAAGCCUUGAUGUACAUACACUGGGAGGAAUCGAUCACAGCGGCAAACUUUUAUUUUCAUUUUUAUUGCCUGUUUGUAUUUAUAUUUCUAUAUACACAGUAUAUUUUGACAGAUACGAUGCUAAUGAGCUUCUUUGUGGCUUGUUGACCUUUUCACCGUUUACAUGCAGAAAUGUUUUCUGUUGUUUCCACUCCGUCACUGCUGUGGGUUCUGUGGAGUCGAUGCCUGUGAUUGUGAAUCUGAAAGAGAAAACAAACAUGGAUGUGAAUUCAUAUAAAGAUGCUUUAUUGAAGUUUGCCAUCGAAGGUCGUUUUGUUUUGGGGUUUCUGAUGUUUUUUCAGCUUUGGUUCCAGUGAACCAUUAAACCUGCUCACAGACUGUAUAAAAAUGUAUUUUAUUUUAUUAUUUUACGUUUGCAUCUGUAUGAAUAAAAUUUAGCAGCAAAUGGAAGAAUUUGCUGCAUCAGUUAAAAUUGAGCACUUUGUAAAACUUCCCUGGAUGUAGUGUUUAAAUAACUUUACAUCCUGAUGAUGAUGAUGAUGAUGAUGAUGAUGAUGAUGAUGAUGAUGAUGUGUGCUUAGAUGACUUCUUACAGCCAGAGUAAACUGUUCACAGAGCUGUGACAUGCAGAGCGUCUCCACUGCAAGACAUUUAAAGACCCUGACUGAUGUUAAACUGGUGCCUGAGGCAGAUUGUAAGAGAACCUCUGAUUGGCUGAUAUCCCCCAAAAAACAUGGAUUUUACCAAUUUUUUUAUUUUUCUCCUCUUCCUUUAGACCAUGGGUCGGCAACCUGUGGCUCUUUAGUUAAUUUUUAAUUUUCAUGUAUCAAUGGUGUCGGCCCAAAGCAAUUUGUUUACUUCAAUUGUGACAAUGUGUAACUUAUAUUUUUUUAAAUCCUUUUUGUCAACUAAAAUGUGCAUCAUAGCUUACAAAAGUCUACGGCCCAGUGCCUUAAUCUCUACAUUUUGCCAACUUCAACUCUAGUUCUGAGUUUCACAGCGAGGUAAGAUAUUUCACUGGUAUCAAGCUUUUUUUUUUGCACUUUGGGUCCUCGCUGCAUUCUGACGAAAAACAAAACAAUUAAUGAAUGCUCAUUAUGAGCUGUUAGUGAUCUUAGUUGGCUCAUUUUAUCUUCAUUGUGAGAAUUGGAAUAAAGCUUGCGGCUCCAUUCUGACAUUUUUUCUCUUUUUUUGGCAAACAAAGGCUCAUUAGUUAGUCAAGGUUGCCGACCUCUGCUUUACACUGUUGGUUUUUCAGCCAUGCUUGUGUUGAGUUUUUUUCAUAAAAAUGUUGCAGCUCUUCAGGACAUGAACCGUCUGAUGACUCUGACUUUUACUGUGAAGCCUCCACACAGUUUAUAAUUGUGGCUUUGAGUAAAAUGUCUAUAUCUAUCUAUAACUAUUGGAUGAACUACAGUGAAAUUAGGUAUAUGAUUAAUAUUCAUGUCAUCCUCAGUUGACUCUGUAUCUAUUUUUCUGGGGAAACAAUAUGACGGUAUUUAUAUUUUUGCAAACUGUCUGCUGAGGCGUGCUGCAGUGGCUCUCUCUUGUUCUUUAGAGUUAAAUGUACAAAAUUAAACUCCCAAAAACAG